Molecule: messenger RNA, 5886 nt
Organism: Neopsephotus bourkii (Bourke's parrot)
Lineage: Eukaryota; Metazoa; Chordata; Aves; Psittaciformes; Psittacidae
Gene: TMEM275
Product: transmembrane protein 275
Exons: 3
Coding region: 4424-4984 (186 amino acids)
Source: RefSeq, a predicted model, not a curated record
CCAGCACCCUGAGAGUGUGCAACCUGAUGAGGAAACACAGGUAUUCUGCCUACAGUCUUCAGCUAAAAUGGUUAACUGGAAGUGAAUUGACCCCUGUUCUGAAGGGGUUUAGUGUAUAGGCAUGAGCAGGCAUGGGGAUGGGGACAUCUGCUAACAAAACAGCUGGCCAAGAUGCUUUAGGUCAUGAAGAUAGUGCUAUGCACGAUGAGACUGCUCCCAGGAAGAGCAAAGUAGGAAAUAUCCCUGAUGAAACAUGGUGAAUAUGCUGGGGAUUGCUGUUGUCCUGAGGGAGACUAGGCAUGAAGUAUGGCUGCCAAGUCUCUCUGAUCAGAAAAGCAAGUUUUGGUCUACAUUCAGAAACAUCAAAGGCUUCAUCCUUGACAUGAGAACAAUCAUAUGGGAUCAGGUAAAAAUAUCUAUCUUGCCUAUUAUCCUGCCUCAACAGUUGUCAACAGUAGAAGCUUGGGUUAUAUGGGCCAUGGCAAACCUGGAGGAAGCUUUCCUCCUCAGGCUGUUCCCAGUGAUCAGAAACAUAGGGACACCAUGAAGCUGCAGGUGGCCUGUUGUGUUUGACAGGUCCAGUCCCACCUGUGUCCUGGGUCUGAGCACUUGAAUACUGUUGCUGUCCCCAGUGAAGUUCUAUGAUUUUAAUUAAACACUGUACAAGGAGGUGUCUCCUUCUUGGGUUUGAAUCUCCUGCACAGUAACUUCACAGCUGCCUCUAGGGAUGCCAAACACUUUUUUACCUCUUUCUUUCUGUACCUGAUGUUACAGACAGGUAAGAACUGCUGAAGAAAUUGGCCUUGCCCUCUUUGAAUUGCCAUAGAGAGCACAGAGCCACAAGAGAGCAGACCCUGAAAGUGCAAACUUUCAGGCAGACAUGGUGGCAUUUAGAGUUGGUUUGGAGCAACAGCAGAUUCAGUCUGGUGUUUCCUUCCCUUAAGAGGCAAUUAAAAUGUAAAUGCGGAGAGAUGCCAGUUCUGGAGACCUCGUGGAAAUCUGCGGGGGGACGUUUCGGCAGUGACCUUUGUCUAAUGAUCUUAUUGGACCAUAAACUUCCAGGCAUUCUCUGUCUCCCACACACUCCUUGUGUGAUGGGUAUGGCUCAGCAGGCAGCCUCAUGGGCUGCUGCUUUUUGGUCCUGUUGUGCUGAGGAACUGAGCUGUUGGCAUGCUGCAGCUCUCGUAGGCAUGGAUGCUGCUUACACAUUUUCACUCCAGUGUUAGUCCCAACCAAAAAGCCUGCGAAAGCAUGGAUCAUUCUUAUCCAUCCCACCUGUUUUCAGUUAUUCUUGCAGAGAGAAACCCCAGAAAGCCAGCAUGAUAUCUAAGUGCUUCAUAUGUGGUAGUCAUCACCCUGACCUGCUUCAGACCAGGAGCUGGUGACACUGAACUGAAGCCCAGCCUUUGUGGGUGCAAGGCUGCCUGAGUUAGGUUUCUUAGUAAUUAAACCAGAGCCAGUAACUGACAAUGGGGAAAAGCAAUUUUGCCUCUCAUUCAUAAAUUUCUGACUUAAGCUGAUUUCUGAAUUCAGCAGGAGCUGGGAACAAACAGCUUCUCCCAGAGGAAUAUCAUUUCUAGUCAUCUGAGGAUUGGGAUCUUGCUUCUAAAGAAGGCAAGGCUUCCAGUUCCUGGCAAGUUUGAAAUUAGGAGCCAUCAGUCUGGCAAAACCCCCUUGCUAAAUCAUGAAUGCUCAUGAGCUAUCAAAGCUCUGCAAUGCAAUGAUUCUGCUUUGAUUUAUACCAGUGGGAAAUCUAGCUUUUAAUUUUAGUUCUUGAAUUAGCAGUUGUUUUAAUCACAUGAAGGCAGUUUGCCAGGUUGUCAGGGCCACGUAUGCAAAACACAGAAUGAUUGCUUCAGUGGAGCCCUAAAUAUCUAAUGUUUUACUAAGGCCUUUUUAUUGGGUUUAUGGACCAUUAAGCAGAAAGUGUGAUGGGGAGUCAUGCAAGAGCCAACCUGAAGCGGGCGCAGCCUUCUUCAUCGCUUCCUCGUGCGAUUAAGGACCAGCUCACAGGUCAUUCAGUAUUAAUUGGCUCCCGUUGGAGCCUGAGUGCUUUAUGAAUGCUAUCAUAUAAACUGAUAGCAGGGGACUCGAAUCAAUGACCCUGGAGGUCUCUUUCCCUAUUACAGCCACUGUUCCUAAAUAACACAGCUUACGGGGCUGUUUCUGCUGAGCUCUACGGAGCCACAUCAAGAAUAAGUUCAGCCACUCUGAUUUCUACCCAGCAACAGGCAGCAAACACUAAACACCAGCUCUGCCACAUGUGGAACUGUCUCUUCCAGAUGUGCCAUGUGGAGAUUUUCUCCAGAAAACGCUCCAUUGUGUGCUCCCUCUCACUUCUCUGGUAGGGAGGAAUACACUGAGCCAAUUUGAACCUCAUGUUACAGGGCCAGGGAACCCCUAGAGGAGAUGCUGCGUCUCUGGAAGGACCUGAAAUGAGAUUUCCCAGUUACUUCUUUCCAGAAGCCCAGGCAGUCAUUUUAUCUGACCAGCAGUGCUUUUCUGAUACCCCCCCUGCCCUAGUUAUGCAGUGUGCUGCUAGCAUUACCCAAGCUAAGGAGAGAGUUGUGUUCCUCAGCAGGGGCCGAACCCCUUUCUGCAAAGCUUGUUUUUGCCUGAAUUUCUAGGAUGGCCUGUAAGUAGAAAUGCAACAUGAUGCAGUAGAGAAUGCGGCUGUAAUAAGAAUACUUAGGAUGAAGUAGUGCCUGGAGAAUAGAGAGAAAUAAGUGUUCAUUCCUCUUCAGCGAUUUCUCUCUCUGACCUUUGUUUUUCACUGUCUCUGUGUUACUUUUCUCCUUCUCUCUCUCUUGAGAUUCUGAAAGCAGUAAUUUAAAAAGAGGGGAGCAUGAUUCAUGUUCAAUCAGCUUCAGCCUGCUUCGUACAGGAUUCUUCUGCAAUAAGCUGGAGAAGAGCCUCUGGUUGUCACUGGCAGCAUCCGGGCUGGUUACAGCAGUGUGGGCACGGAGAGCAGAUGAGGGCAUGUGAGCCUCAGCACAGCUUAAGCUGCAGAAGGAUUACCUGCACUCCAUCCAGUGCAUAACUUGCAGUUUGCCUUGCUUCCUGUGGUCCCCAACUCUGCAAGCAGACAGCGGUUGUCUUGUUAAUAUGGGUGCUGAGAUCUUGGCUAUGUGUGCAACAGGGUCUAGCAUCAGGCAUGCUUGACAUUUAAGCGAACCCGAGAUCUUUUUGCUUCGUUAAAACAGUACUUUUGCAUAUGAAGACCUGUUUUAUUUGGAUUUGUGAACUCCCACACCCUGAACAUUUACAUGGUCUGGGAGGUCCUGUCUCAGCAUCCUCACUGCCGACCAGGAGUCACUCCUGCAUCCUUCCAGCAUCCAAAGGCACCCGGACACCAGUUGUAAUUUGAAUUUUAUUGCUCAAAAUGUGCUUUUCUACCCUCUUGCUUUUAAGAGAUCCUUUUCUCUACAGCAAGCAGGGAGCCUGCAUCUUACUCCUUGGCAUUUAGCGGCGUUGUUCGCCUCCUCGCCCCUGGCGGCGACCGACGCUUUGUUCCCCGGCCGGGGCUGUCCCUCUGCGGAGACCGGCUCCGGGGAUUUUCCUCUCUCCGGGGGGGAAAAAGGGGCUGUUCUGCUCCGGGCACCUCUGUCAGCUGAAGGGGGCGGGAGCUGCAGCCCUGAAGUAGAAAAGGAAAGAGGAAAAGAAGGCUCUGGGAGAGGGUGAGAACCUGCCGGACGGCGGGGCUGAGCCCUGCUGGGGACCGCGGGCGGGAGGAGGAGGAGGUGCGAGAGGAUGCAGCGGGGCAGCGAUGCUGCAUCUGCCUGAGGAGAAGGACAUCAUCCUCCGAGGGGAAGGAGGGAAGUGGGGAGAAGGCGGCCAAGCUCUCACAGAGACAGCUGAGCUCUCCCGGGGCUCGCCUGGCACCCGAGCAAAGUUUGCCGAGCUCGGUGAACAGAGGGAAGGAGGCAUGUGAGAUCCUUCUCCCAGCGUUUCCAGCCCUGGCUAUGCUGGGACUAGCCAUGGCUUUGUCAUCCCCGACUAAAGGGUGAAGGAAGACCCGGAGCACCCGCUCUCUCCAUCACCUUCCCCGGAUCCACGCUCCAAUCCAGGAAUCCCCUGUGUGUAAUCCCUGAUGUUUUAUAUGGAGAUCAAGACAAGAGCAAACAAUGAUCCACUUUCAAAAUGUUCCCAGUCCAAACACGCUGUCUUCUAUGUACUGUUGGUUACUCAAUGGUGUUUGUGCAGGUCAUGUCCUAGCUCUGUGAUGGUGCUGUCUUCCAAGUCCUUCUGGCCCCAGGCUGAUGGGAGAGGUCUCUACUUCAGGCAGGGCUCCUUUGGAUUCUCCAGUGACUCCACUACUUUCUGCUGGGAAAGGUCCAUUACCAUAUGGAUUUCAAGGCAGCAGGAGACCAAAACUAACCUUCUCAAUGCAGUGUACAUCCUGUGAGGACUGAAGCCACCUCUGAUGAAUCUCAACAUGUUCAGCGAAAAGAGCGGUGCCUCUUUGCCCCAGAAACCCAUCCAGAAAAAGACACGACCUCAGGGCCUCCCCUCCCCUGCCCUCUGCUGUGCUUGUGGCCUUUGCAUCAUGCUAGCAGGGAUCAACAUCACCUUAGUGGGAGCAUUUGCCUUUGGGACCUUCAUCCCCAUGAACAACCCUCCCAUCAUCAUCGGACCCAUCUUGCUGGUGGUGGCCUUCACGUUCUUCGGUGCCUGCUGCAUCUGCAGCCGGAGGCCCCCAGCUCAUGGGGCGAGGAAAUCCAAACCAGGUUCCAACAUUGGGCUCAUCAAACCUGGCAACACAGCCUUUGAAAUUGAAACUAGCGAGCACACGGUGCAGGAUACCACUGCUGUUCAGCUCAGCCCCACAAAUUCCCCCAUCUCCUCAAAGAAGUCCACUCCAGUUCAUGAGAAUGCAAAGGCUUGCAAGCUCUUCACCAUGGAAGGCAAUGGACCGGUGGCCAAGUAUACCACAGGAGGAGAGGCGAUACAGCUCAACUUGCCCAGGGACCUGGCUGCAUCCUAAACCCAGGCAGAGCUAUUGUUAGCAGCCAGCCAGAUGCUGCAAUGGGUGGGCUGGAGAUCCAUGAUAAUGCCAUUGGUCGGAGAUGUGGGGAAGCUGCUUGUGAAAAGCCAGCAGACAGACAGGUUUCUUUCUGAAUCAAUUGAAGAGAGGUGGAUGCAACAGCAGGAAAAUUCUGUUUUUUUGCUGAAACAUGCCCAUUACAUGGCUUUAAAAAGAAAAUUGAUUAUGAUGUUGCUGUGAAAGGAUGACUCUCAGUUCCUGGGAAUACACCAGCUUUUUUUGGGAGUGGAUAGGAAGAAGUGAAUGAAUUAAUUUGUCUAGCAUAACGUGGAAAUGUGAUGGCUGGAAGGAGGGGCUACAUGGGGCUGACAAAUGACAGCUCUUUCUUCUCAGAAGUGAAGCAAUUCUUGAACAUAAAAGAAGCAGGAAUGCAGUAAAUUACAGCUUGCUGCCACUCAGUUACAAGAAGAUUUCAGCAUUUUUAGUGCCAGGCUUUUUGGCAGUAGGGACAAAGCUGUGUGUUUGCUAUUGAAAAAGCAGCGUGAAACAAUUUCCCCUCUGUUGAAAAUACUUGCCCUGUGUUACCUUCAUUCAGGUGACUUUACCACCCAUUCUAGGAGACAGCAAAUCACAAGGAUCACCAUUAGCCGUGGUAUUUUCCUCUUGUUUUAAUCAGUCUGAGCUGCAGCUGUGCUGCUCAGUGCAGUACGUAUCUUGGAAGGGCAGUUACACCGAAUCCUUGGGGAAUGUGGAGUAAGCAGAGAUGGGCAGAAAACUGCAAAUGAAAUCUUUGGGCAGUGACUGUGUACUGAGUGCUAGGCAGCUUCCUUCCCAUCUUUUUGUGGGAGGCUGGCCUGGGACACACACCAGCUUGGGAAAGAGGCCAAUAACUAUGGGCUUCA